Diceros bicornis minor is the source of this 1210-nucleotide messenger RNA. It is a transcript of the gene C40H2orf15, whose product is annotated as chromosome 40 C2orf15 homolog. The record is from RefSeq and is a predicted model, not a curated record. The coding region runs from base 131 to 406 and encodes 91 amino acids. The transcript has 2 exons. NCBI's taxonomy places the organism in Eukaryota, Metazoa, Chordata, Mammalia, Perissodactyla, Rhinocerotidae.
GCCUGUGCAUUUCAAAGUAAUCUCACAUUUGAGGAGACUAACAAUUCCUGUUUUUGCCAGCAAUCAAGUUGAAGAAACGUUUCCACUACUUAAAGAGGUACCUGUAAACUGUAUUUAUUCAGCUGUCCCAAUGGGAUUUUCUCUUAGUAAAUCUGCUACUCAGGUGUCUGCUAUGCGUAUGGAUUCGAAAGUGGAUGAUCACUUAAUGCAAGUGGCUGAGAAAAGCAAGCUGGAACCAGUGACUCAGUUAUUUCAAAACACCAAGAAAAUAAGAUUAGAAGACACAAACCAAGAAAACUUUACAAGAAGUAAAGAGACUGGCACAGGAUCUCUUUCAGAGAAAGCCUUGGGUUCAGUGGUAUAUGUUAAAGAAAGUGAUGGGAUAGAAAUGACAGAUGUGGAAUGAAGUUAUUUGUACAUAUUACCAAAGAAACCAAAAAUUGCUUUUGACUAAAAGUGCAGUUGAAUGAGAACUUAACCUUAUUAGGAAAACCUAACAAAAUGAAGGAAGACAACUGCUUAUUUUUCAGUAUUUAUGAAUCACCUUAGACUGCAUUUUUUUUAAUGAUACAUAUUCAAAAAAGUUGCUUUAGGGAGAAAAGGCUUUCCAAAAUUCAAAGCAGAUUUCUCUGGUAUUACAUUCUAUCUUUGUCAAAAAUCAGAGUUUUUGAGCAACACUAUUUAAAUGGCACCAAAACAUGUUAAUUAUAAUGUAUUUCUUUAACAAGUGAUCAAAAAACAAAAAACAGGGCCCAGACAAUUUGACAUCGGUAUUUCACACUAUUUCUGGUGUACCAAUUUUGUAUGUUAGAUUUCCAGUUUGGGAUUUUGCUUCAGGGUACUUUAUCUUCCUGCAUUUUUUGCACUUCUGUUCUGUAAAAGAUCACUGCAGAUAAACUCUGCAAAAGACCAGUCAAUUGUGUAGCUUGGGAAGCAUUUCACAUUUCACAUUUUAAAUUAUCCUUUUAAAACUGCUUUUUUUCCCCCAUGUUGAAUUCAUUUCAAAGUUACAAAAUAGUUAUUUCCAAGUGUAAUAAUUUUUCUUGCAGAUGCUACCCUUUUAUACCACCAUUAUUUAAUAUAAGAAAACAGUCUAGUGUUAAAAAAUUCUUGUUUUAUGUAGGUAUAUCAGUUUGUCAUUCUUAUUGAAAUAUCUACUAGUUUGAAAUAGCAGUAUUGUCCCAAGUAAUAUUAGAUAAAAUUAAAACCA